Molecule: messenger RNA, 6478 nt
Organism: Nyctereutes procyonoides (raccoon dog)
Lineage: Eukaryota; Metazoa; Chordata; Mammalia; Carnivora; Canidae
Gene: ZBTB26
Product: zinc finger and BTB domain containing 26
Exons: 2
Coding region: 2082-3425 (447 amino acids)
Biological process (GO): regulation of transcription by RNA polymerase II
Cellular component (GO): nucleus
Molecular function (GO): DNA-binding transcription factor activity, RNA polymerase II-specific; RNA polymerase II cis-regulatory region sequence-specific DNA binding; protein binding
Source: RefSeq, a predicted model, not a curated record
GAUUGGCUGGGACCUGCUCUGGGAUGGGGGCGAGGAGCUGGCCUGGGCCCCGGGGUAUUUAAGGAACCCGCGGCCCGGCCGACGCUGGGCCCCGCCCCUUUCCCUUCCCCGCGUCUGAUGUGGGGAUCCUAACUAUACCCCAGGGACCUACCUUCUCCUGGGACCCCAGCCCAGGGCCCAGCAGUUGGUUUGGACGCCGGACUCUAGCAUGCUGUAGGAAGUGCUAGAGCUGAGGCCCUGGGAAGGCCUUAGUGCCAGCCUGCUAGACUCACUGUGCGUGCUGACCUAGGUUACCCUUUUGGCGGGGUUUUCCCCAAAUAGCACCUUUUCUGUUACUGGCGCUAUGCCAGGCACUGGGGCUUCUUCGAAAGAUACCUUUCCAAUUUUCCAGGGUCAAGUUUGGGAGCCAGAUAUAACCAAAUAAUGCUCCUGCGAUAUAUACGUCAGUCCUCUAUGUGUGAACUACCUAACGGGCCGUUGCUAGGAAGGCUGAAGGAAGAAAGUGAUUGUCUGAAUUACACUUCUUGGAGAGGAUAAAGUGGAGAAGAGUUUUUCAGACAGACGGAACAGUUUGCAAGGCUGUGAACGAUUGACAGCGUAACUUGUGUGUGAAGAGGAGGAAAUACGGGGGCUCUUGUGCAUGGGAUGAGAUAAGAGGCUGGGAAAGUGGGCUGAGAUCCAGAUAGUGAGAGAUUUAACCCCCUAAAGGAGAUGGGUAGUUUUAAACCGGAGACUCAUACAAUCAGAUUUGCACUGUAGAAAGCCUUGUUGUUCUCUGAGUCAGCCUGUAGAAAACAAAUGUCUAUAAGCUGGUUAUGGACUCUUCAACUAAUGCCUGGGUACUCUUAUUGGGAAUUCUUAUGAAGAAGUAAUGGAAUUAGCCUAGUGAAAGUUAAUGAAGUCCUGAAAUGGAGAAAUGACAGCGUUACUGGAAAGAAGGAAAGUAUGCUGGAGUGAAUGGUGUGAAAACUCCAGAAUAAACUGAAUGUUGAGGGAGAAAGAGGUAACAAAGCUGAUUCCUAGGUUUUAGGCCUUUGGCAUUUGGAAAAUGUUGAUGCAAUAAAACCAUAAACUUGCAGGUUACAAAUUUAGUUUUUGUAUAUGAUGAAUUAAAGCUAUAAUGGAGUGGCCACAUAAAACUGUCCAGUAUAGAGUUGGAAAUGCAGAUCUGCAGCUCAGCCCCAGUGUUGUAGCUAGAGGUAAAAGUUUGAGUCAUUGGCAUAGAAGUACUGUAAUAUAUGGCAUCAGGAAGGAAGUAUUAAGAAAGAUGGGAAUAUUUGGGGGGAAUGGUUACAUUUAUGAAGCAGAGAGAGGAAUUGGUGGGAUAGCAAAAAAAGAGAUAGGGGAUAAUGUAUAAUAGUACAGAGUUCCAGCAACCAAGAAGACUCAGAAUCGAGAGAAGGGAAUUUUGAGGAAGUCCACUGGGACAAUUCAUGUAGAGCAUUUGGGGAGAGGGGGGGGAGAUUGCAUUUCUGAAGUAAGAAAUCAUUAGUGGGGCACCUAGCUAGGCUCAGUCAGUAGAGCAGGCAGCUCUUGAUCUUGGGGUCAUAAGUUUGAGCUCCGUGUUGGGCAUAGAGAUUACUUUUUUUAAAAAAGAGAUAAUUAGAGACCUUUUUAAAAAGCAAUUUUAGUAGAGUGAUGAGGUGAUGAUUUAUGAAAUAAUGGAGACCUCAAGUGGUUUGGUAUUAAAUGAAAAUGAGAAAAGGCCACUGGUGAAGUAUUUCACAAAGAAAAUUGACAGGCUUUAUUUGUUUACUCACCUAACAAAUGCUUAUCAAACUCAUUCCAGGACACUGUUCUAACUUCUUUAAGACAUUAACUUAAUUUUUAAUUUCCCAUAACAACCCUAAGAAAUAAUAUUACUAUUUGACAGAUGGGAACAAUGAAGCACAGUAGUUAAGUAACUAGCCCAGGAUCACACAGCUAGUGAGGGUUUUCAUCCUUGGAAAUACGGCUCCAGAAUCCACAGUUUUAUACACUGCACUAAGCAGUGACUGAAUAUGGAGUGAAAGGAGUGGGAAAAUUUUAAGCAAAGAUAGGUUCAUUGAUAAAAAAUGGAGAGGCUUGGAAGGAGAUCCUAAAUGAGAAGGUCUGCCAAAAUGUCUGAAAGAUCAGAUCUCCUUCACUUCAAGUUUGAAAAUUAUGGAGAUUCAAUGUUACAAAAAAUGAACAAAUUAAGAGAAGAGAAUAAAUUUUGUGAUGUUACAGUACUCAUAGAUGAUAUUGAGGUACAAGGGCAUAAAAUUGUGUUUGCUGCAGGUUCCCCCUUCCUAAGAGACCAGUUUUUACUGAAUGAUUCCAGAGAGGUGAAAAUCUCCAUAUUGCAGAGUUCCGAAGUGGGGAGACAAUUGCUCUUAUCCUGUUAUAGUGGUGUGCUGGAAUUCCCUGAGAUGGAACUGGUCAAUUACUUGACUGCUGCAAGUUUUCUUCAGAUGAGCCACAUUGUAGAACGGUGCACGCAGGCCUUGUGGAAGUUUAUAAAGCCAAAACAACCAAUGGAUAGUAAAGAGGGAUGUGAACCGCAGAGUGCUUCUCCCCAGUCAAAAGAACAGCAGGGAGAUGCCAGAGGCUCCCCAAAGCAGGAUUCACCUUGUAUUCAUCCAUCUGAAGACAGUAUGGAUAUGGAGGACAGUGAUAUUCAGAUUGUUAAGGUAGAGUCUAUUGGGGAUGUAUCCGAGGUUAGAAGUAAAAAAGAUCAGAAUCAGUUUAUUUCUUCUGAACCCACUGCUUUACAUUCAUCAGAGCCCCAGCAUUCCCUGAUAAAUUCAACUGUGGAAAACAGAGUAAGUGAAAUAGAACAAAACCAUCUCCACAAUUAUGCCCUCUCUUACGCAGGCAGUGAUAAUAUCAUCAUGGCCUCAAAAGAUGUCUUUGGGCCUAAUAUUCGAGGUGUAGACAAAGGCCUACAGUGGCAUCACCAGUGCCCAAAGUGUACCAGGGUGUUUCGUCACCUGGAGAACUACGCCAACCAUUUAAAAAUGCACAAACUCUUUAUGUGUCUACUCUGCGGCAAGACUUUUACUCAGAAAGGCAACCUUCAUCGACACAUGCGUGUACAUGCCGGCAUUAAACCUUUCCAGUGUAAGAUCUGUGGGAAAACCUUUUCUCAGAAGUGUUCCUUACAGGAUCAUCUUAACCUUCACAGUGGAGAUAAGCCCCAUAAGUGUAACUAUUGUGACAUGGUUUUUGCACAUAAGCCAGUUUUGAGGAAACAUCUUAAACAGCUGCAUGGCAAAAACAGCUUUGAUAAUGCCAAUGAAAGAAAUGUGCAAGACCUCACAGUGGAUUUUGAUUCUUUUGCAUGUACAACAGUCACAGACUCUAAAGGGUGUCAGCCACAGCCUGAUGCAACACAGGUCCUGGAUGCAGGUAAACUGGCCCAAGCGGUCUUGAACUUAAGAAAUGAUAGUACUUGUGUGAAUUGAGUAGGGGCUUUAUGCUCACAACUUAGAAUGGAUUGAAAACGUGGCAAUACUCUCAAGUCUUUUUAGGAGCGAUUUUGCUAGUGUGAUUUCUCCAAAGCCUCUGUGUGAGUCAUAGGGGUGAGUCAAAGCACUAAUAGACCAGGCAACUUACCACUUGGAGUGGUUUUGCCUUCCUUUUGCCCUCUCUCAUUCUGUGUUUUGAAUUAUUUAUCCUGUGAUGUCUGUUUUCCUUUUCCAAGGAGUAUUCCAUUUGUCUACCUAACAUUGACUUUUGUCUUAGACUAACACUAUUUUAGGCUUUUCACUGGGCACAUUCUGAAGGUACCAGUAAGUUAAUAACAUCACCUACAGUCCACUGAUAGACGCUAUUUUAAGAGAAGCGAAUAGUGGGGGCUUUUUUUAUUUUGGUUUUUUGGUGGUUUGUUUUUUGUUUGUUUUUUGUUUGUUUGUUUUUUUUUUUUUUUUUGGCAAAAAAUAGGCUGAGAUAUAAGGUGACAGUGCUCUUGGCCUGUAUAUGUGAUAGAGCUUCCAGUUGCCUAUUGUUGAUUGCCUACUGAUAAUGAAUCUGCCUCCUACCAUUUGUACUUGUCUUGAAGCUGGCUAUGAAGUAUUUGGGGUUGUUAUGGACUGUCUUCAACAGUAUUAUGGCCCAACUUCAUGUCACUGAGUUGUUCACAGAGACAAGAGUACAGUCUUUUCAGCAACACCUACAGACAAAUAGGGAUCAGCAUGAGGAGCCUAAUUAACAAAGAACAGAAGUACAAUUGUUCAAUAGCACUUACGUAGCAAGUCUUCCCAAAAAGAAGCCAAAUGCUUAUAAUUAAUGUGUAACUUAUUUGUGGAUGUAUUUGAAGUCAAGAUUGCUCCAGGCACAGUUAAAAUGUGCCAAAGUAUAAUGGUCUCUCUAAAAAGGGGCUAUUUAGGAGUCCAUCUCUGGACUUUGUUUAAGAGGUUAGCCAUCAGAAAGGUGAAUUUGGCCUUCAGAGUUUUGUCUGGUGCAAUAUAAUCUCUGAAUUCCCAUCUCUUACAACUACUACACUAGUUUCUAAAAUGGAUGAAAAAAGUAGAUCAUAGCAGAGCAAUGAAGUUUUUGCAUUCAGAUAUUCCUGUAAAGGUACACAGUCCCAUCUUGCCAUGUUUAAUAGAUCACGAAUACAAAAUUAAUCUUCCAAUAUGGGAAAACACACUUGUUUUUCCUAAAGCACAUAUUAUAGUUCAGAAAUAAAAUUUUGAGUCUUAGUAGCUUUUAACUCAUGAGUUAGAUUUAGGUAAUAGUCCUAGAGUCCUUAGAGAAUCUUAAGAGAUCAUAUACUUGACCUCUUUUUUUUUUUUUAAGUUGGGGUAUUGGGGUAUCCAAAGCUCAAAGAGGUGGCCUGGCCAAAGUUGGCCAUAGUAGAGAAGUGACUAAGAAUGAGCUAAUGUCUCCUUAUUUCUCACUAUCUCUUGGCUUAAAAAGAUUUAGUACAUGAUCAAGAGUAUAUUAGCAAAAAGCUCCCAGUUUGUGCUUCACUUUUGGGAACACUGUUGGCUUUUUGAAACAGCCCAGAUUUUGCAAACAAAACAUUGCAGGAAGGAGGUAUUUUUAUUAAUUAUUUUUUGGUUGGAAUGAAUAUACCAUUCUUCUCAAGGAAGUGACUGGUCAGGGAGGGAAAGGACAAGUAAGAAUAAUGUGAGAAGGAUCCAAAUGUGAAACUGAUGUUGUCUGGAAGCAGUGUUUAUUUUCCAUCAGGAUUUUCUGUUUUUAUUUUUGAGCUACAAGAAUGCAUGUACAGGUAAACCAAAACUGAAGUUUAACUUGAGUAGUCACAGGGAAUUCUUAAAGUUGUUAUAAUUUGAUGCAUUUACAUGUGAACCUGAUUUGGGGUAUAAUUUCUACCUUUUGUUAAAACACUUAAAUGAGAAUAAAAUUGAGUGAUAAGACUAAUAGGUAUCUUAUGCCUAAAGUCACUCAUUUUUAUGUUCUAAUGAUGCUACCUAGCAUUCUGAUUUUUAUAUGAUCCAGCCAAAGAGUACCAAUCUAUGCAACAGAUGUUAGUAUAUUAACCAAUGUUUCUCUGAACAUCAUUUCAUCAAAGGGAAAUUUCAAGUUGGAGUGCUUCCUUUGCUUACAUUCAUGUCCUGUUUUUGUUACUUGUUUCAAGACUGUAAGGCAUGGGUUCAAAUAAGAUUGGUCUCUUUGGUUGGAGACUAUCUCUGGGUUCAUUCAAUCAGUUGAGAAACAUUGGGCACCUUCAUUACCAGGCAUUAUGCUAGAUACUGAGGAUAUGAAGGUAAGAUUCCUGCAGUUCCUGCCCUCACAGAGCUUAUGGUUUCAUAUGGUUUUAUACAGUCUUAUGUGGUCUUAGAUAAGGUGAUUUAAACUGGGAAUAAUAAAGAAAAUGCCCUGCCUCCUUUCACUUAAAAUCAGUAUCUUGAUGGUUUUUCAUCAGUAAACUUCUAGUUCUCACCAUUUGCAACUGCAAACCACUGAAGUGAUUUACAGUCUCCUCCAUUUCUUGGCUGGAGAGGUGUUCUGUUUCUGUGAGACAUUUUCUUAAUUUUGGUGGGACUUGACUUUUUUCCCCUUGUUUAUAUAUGUUUCUUAGAUUGUAUUGCAAAGUGGUCAAAAUAACUGGUAUCAAAUUCAUUUUAUAAGGGAAGAUGACUUUCAAAAUUAGUCAUAUUCUUAUAAAGGAGGAAGAUUUCUUAAAACUUUAGUCAUUCUGCAUUUAUAUUUUAUGGAUCCCCAGGAUAACUAAAAAGGACUCUCUUUCAUAGUUUGUUUUUUAAAUUACCUUGUCACCGUUAUUUAUUUAUUAUUUAAUUUUAAAGACAAACUCCUAACUGAAGUGGCUCUGAGGUAAAUCAGAUGUGGUUUUGUUUUACUUUAUUAGAAGAUCUAUAAACGGAGGGUGACCAAUGUCACCACUUCUAAAAUAUUGUCCUAAACAAACCAGAAUAUUUUAUUUCAGCUGGCGAAUAGCUGUUCUAAAUCUGUUGUAUGUUAGACAUACUAUGAACUACCUCUUCACUUAUUAUGGGGAAGUUUCCUUAAUAAAAGUGUGAAAAUUAUA